AAACUUCGCAUUCCAACCCGCACCCGCAGCUUGAACUGCAGGUUACCUGUAUGCUCCUCAGUCACCCGCGCCUUACGUCCCGCCACCACCACCACCUUCUCCAAAGCUACCCUUCUUCCAACCACCACCUUCUUCCUCACAACCCGCCCCAUCUCAACAACCCCCAACAACAACCUCAAAAUGUACAAAGACUCCGAAGGCAACAAGCGCUCCGAAGAAGGCAAGAAAGAGCCUCACCAGCACCAAUCCAGCAACCGCACCGACCGACCCGAAGACCAAUGGAAGUUCCGCGCGCCCUACAAGAUCCACGACGACAAGGGCGGCGAGAACUUCGAGGCCAAGUGGAAGGGCAAAUGCCAUUGCGGCGCGGUGCAGUAUGAGUUGUCUAGAGAAAAGCCGUUGGCGAGCAAGUAUUGUCACUGUACUACUUGUCAGAGGAUGCAUGGUGCCCCCUUCCAAUGGGCAGCCAUCUUCCACAAAACCGACAUCAAUUUUGUUCGUGGCCACCACGACCUAGGCUGGUACGACCCAACCGCCAAAUCCACCACGCACCACCUCCCCUGCAAGGUGCAAUGCGCCUACUGCCGGACGCCCAUCAUGGACGAAGGGCGCAACAUGAUUUUACUCUUUCCGACACUGAUUGAAGGGAUUAAUACCCCUGAGGGCAGGAAGGCGUUUGAAGUCCAGUCACAUAUGUUCUACCAACAGAGAGUGGUGGAUGUUAAAGACGGGAAACCAAAGUACAAGGGGUUGGCGGGGGAAAGUAAUUUGGUAGAUGAGGAGACGGGGGAGGAGAUUGAGGGGAGUAAUCCGAAGGAGAGGAAGGAGGGGGAGGAGAAGUAGUGAGUGACUUGAGGGUGGAAGGUUGAAGUUGCGAUGGGGGAUGGUAUGGAAGCCUUGAAGAGCAUGUGCAUGUGUAGGCGUUGGUAGGCAGA
Neurospora tetraspora is the source of this 935-nucleotide messenger RNA. Its product is annotated as Mss4-like protein. Bases 181 to 843 code for a protein of 220 amino acids. The transcript is spliced from 2 exons. The record is from RefSeq and is a predicted model, not a curated record. Lineage: Eukaryota; Fungi; Ascomycota; Sordariomycetes; Sordariales; Sordariaceae. Gene Ontology annotation, molecular function: carbon-sulfur lyase activity.